Messenger RNA from Rhodamnia argentea, 1423 nucleotides. RefSeq lists its product as uncharacterized. The transcript has a single exon. Bases 139 to 1260 code for a protein of 373 amino acids. Lineage: Eukaryota; Viridiplantae; Streptophyta; Magnoliopsida; Myrtales; Myrtaceae. The record is from RefSeq and is a predicted model, not a curated record.
CUCUCUCCCUCUCAUCUACUUUUAAUUUGUCCAUCUCCUUUCUUUAUCGCCUGUGGCUGUGGGGUCGCUUCUCUGCAACUCCCCCCACUCCAUUCCCCACGAAACUACAAAACCUCUCUCUCUCUCUGUGUGCGAAUUAUGGAAAUGGAGAGCCCAACGAUAUCCGCGCAAGCGCACCGCCUCUCACAACCACCCCAGACUCUAUCUCCGUGCGGCAGCGGACGGCGGAGCAGCAGCGCCUCCAACUCGCCGGAGUUCGAGUUCUGGAUGGUCGGGAACCCCAUCUUCCCCCAGCCCGAGCUCCUCUCCGCCGACGAGCUCUUCGUCGACGGCGUCCUCCUUCCCCUCCAGCUACUCCAUCUCCACCAGCCCGACCCGCCGGACCCCGUCCCCCAGGCCGAGACCGCACCCGAAGGGCCGGAACCUCCCGCUCUCGAAGCAGACCUUACCAACAUCCCCGACCCGGAUCCGGAACCCGGGCCCCAGCUGACCCCGACGUCGUCGACCACCUCUUCGAAGCGGUGGAGAGACAUCUUCAAGAAGAGCGAGAAGAAGUCCACCAACAACCAAGAAGAGAAGCCGCCGUCGUCGUCGGCGGAAAAGGACAAGGACAAGAAGAAAGAGAAGAAAAGCCAAGGCCGGGCCGGCUCGGGCUCCGCUGAGCUCAACAUCAAUCUGUGGCCCUUCUCGCGGAGCAGAUCCGCCGGCAACAGCGGCGCCCGGCCCAGAUUGUCGGCGUUCGGUGGCCCGAGCGCCCGGAAGGUGAGCAGCGCGCCGUGCUCGCGGAGCAACUCAGCGGGGGAUUCCAAGUCCAGGAAGUGGCCGAGCAGCCCGGGCCGGGUCGGGGUGCAUUUGGGCCGGAACAGCCCUGUUUGGCAGGUGCGCCGUGGGGCCCCGCCGGCCAAGGUCCCCGCCCCUGCCGCUGCCGUCCCCGAGCCUGUGGCCCGGAGUGUCGAUAAGGUUGUCCUAAAAUCCGAAGCCGCGGCCGAGACCCACAGGAGCAAGGCGGCGAGAGGCGGGGCCGGCGGCGGAGCAAACAAGGCUAGAGUGUUGAAUUUGAACGUGCCAAUGUGUAUUGGGUACAGGCACCACUUCAGCUGUAGAAGCGACGAUAAUAGCGCAAUCCGCGUGGUCGGAGCCGAUUGCGGCGACACCAGCGGCGGCGGCGAGAGCGGCACCGGAGCCGGCAGAGGCGAUAACGGUGGGAGUAGUAAUAAUAUUUUCAACCUCCGGAGCCUUUUCACCAAAAAGGUGCACUAAUUAACAGCAUAUUUUCUAGAAUAAGCUUUAAUAUUUUUUUUUCCUUUUUUUUUUUUUGUGAUUUUCGAGUCUAUUGUUUAAUAUUUUUGUAUAAAGAGCGAAAUCUAGUUCCAUAUUGUUAUAUUUGGUGUAUAAUUAACCAUGGAAAAAGCUUGCUGCCUUU